CUGGCCCUCCUUGGACACUACAGGGUUUCUAGGAAUGAGGCAUGCCACUGGCUGGACGUUGGCUUGCCUCCUUGUACUCGCCGCAUCGACCAUGGUGAACCCUUGCCCGGAGACCUGUAGGUGCUACGGGCCCUUGGUCCAGUGCCUGGAACCCAACACCAUCUCUAGCAUCUCCGUACUGGGGGACAUGGAGAACGUCACAGAAAUAGUUUUAGAGAACCAGAAGGACUUGCUGAGCCUAACUCAGGUCGACAUGAAGAACUUCAGAGAACUGAAAAACCUGACAAUUUCGUAUACUGGGCUGAAGUACAUUUCAGAAGACGCUUUCGAAAUGAACCCGCGGGUAACUCACAUAAACCUGUCUUCUAAUGCUCUCAUCUCACUUUCAUGGAGAACAUUUCACAACCUGACUCUCCAGGAAUUGAUUCUCACUGGCAACCCUCUACGGUGUUCCUGCGAGAUACGUUGGAUACAGAUUAAGAUCGACAGCGAGUGGGCUGACCUUGGAAACCAAUCACUGAGCUGUUUUUUAGACAAUACGGAAGAGAUUUUGCUGGAAAACGUUCGCGUAUCUCAGUGUGAUCUGCCAGAGGUUAGCAUCAUGAAACAGAACCUGACGGUUUUGGAAGGAGAGAGCUUGACCCUCGUAUGUAACAUCGCUGGGCAGCCCAGUCCUACGGUGACUUGGAUUCUGCCAAACAUCAAUGCAGAAGCAGAAAUGGAGCAAUCGGACACUCCGGAAGCAGAGAUCUACCUGCAUCUAUUCAAUAUUUCUUCAGGGUUCAACAAACGUGAUAUUUCCUGUAGGGCAGAAAACAUAGUUGGACGAGAGGAAGCCUCGGUGCAGAUAGAUGUUCUGUUUCCUGCCAAAAUUAUUAGUUUAACAGAACCCUUUAGAGGGCACCAUGACUGUAUCCCGUACACGAUUGAUGGAAACCCUCGCCCAGAGGUUCACUGGCAGUUUAAUGGCGAAAACCUCGAGCUGGGCCACUUUAUCUUCGAGAGAGAUUUUAAUGACUUUGAGAACUCCACGGCCAUCCACGGCUGCCUCAACUUCAACAAGCCCACUCAUGUCAACAACGGAAACUACACUCUUUUCAUCUGGAACAUGCUAGGAUCUGCAUCUCAGUCCAUCGAAGCCCAUUUUAUGGACAACCCGUUUAACUUCAACCCAGAAGUACCUAUUCCAGUGUCCCUGUCUCCAGUGGGUGGAGGCAACAGCACAUAUGUCAACCCAGUGGAAACAGUUGAGGAAAACACAUUUGGGGUCUCAGUCGCGGUGGGACUGGCCGCGUUCGCCUGCCUGUUCCUCCUCCUCAUGCUCAUUGUUCUUAAUAAAUGCGGACAGCAUUCCAAGUUUGGAAUUAACAGAGCCGCCGUUCUGGCUCAAGAGGAUGACCUGGCGAUGUCCCUCCACUUUAUGAACUUUGGCGCCAGUCCCUUGAGCUCAGCAGAGGGAAAAUUGGACGGGGUGAAACCCAACUUCAUCGAGAACCCACAGUACUUCUGUGAUGCCUGUGUCCAACACAUCAAACGAAGAGAUAUUGUGCUGAAGUGGGAGCUCGGAGAAGGCGCUUUCGGGAAGGUGUUUUUGGCCGAAUGUUAUAACCUGACCCCAGAGAAUGAGAAGACGCUGGUGGCUGUAAAGGCUCUGAAAGAAGCCACAGAAAAUGCCCGCCAGGACUUCCAACGGGAAGCGGAGCUCCUCACUGUCCUUCAGCAUGAACACAUAGUCAAGUUUUACGGGGUCUGCACGGAUGGGGAACCUCUCAUCAUGGUGUUUGAGUACAUGAAACACGGAGAUCUCAACCGCUUCCUCAGAUCCCAUGGACCAGAUGCCAAGAUUCUGGACAACGGUAAUGGACAGACAUACGGGCAGCUAAACCUAACACAGAUGUUGCAGAUUGCCACUCAGAUAGCUUCUGGCAUGGUCUACCUAGCCUCUCUACACUUUGUGCACCGGGAUCUCGCCACGAGGAACUGUCUCGUGGGCAACAAUCUGGUCGUCAAGAUUGGUGACUUUGGAAUGUCAAGAGAUAUCUACAGCACAGAUUACUACAGGGUUGGGGGCCGCACUAUGCUGCCCAUUCGAUGGAUGCCUCCUGAGAGUAUCUUGUACCGAAAAUUCACCACUGAGAGCGACAUUUGGAGUUUUGGCGUUGUGCUGUGGGAAAUAUUUACAUGCGGGAAGCAGCCAUGGUACCAGCUCUCUAAUACAGAGGCCAUUGAAUGCAUCACCCAAGGCCGGCAGUUAGAGAGACCUCGGACUUGCCCUACGGAGGUGUACAACAUCAUGCAGGGUUGCUGGCAGAGAGAGCCUCAGCAGAGAUUAAACAUCAAAGUGGUCCACAGCAAGCUUCAGGCUCUGGUGAAGGCCCCACCGGUAUACCUAGACAUCCUGGAAUGAACAGACUUAACAAUGUGAUAAGAAGAUUCUUUCAGAAGGCAAAAAAACAUCUUCACCCAAAGAAGAAGAAGAAGAAGGAGAAAAAAAAGCUUUAAUACCAUCAUAUAACUCUAUAGGCUGCUAACGCUUAAAUUCUACAAUUUAACUCUUUUCUGGAGGACAGUUCCAGAUAAACGAGGAUGAAGUCCAACUUGAUGGGUUGAAAUAGAAAUACAAGCUAAAAA
Spea bombifrons (plains spadefoot toad) is the source of this 2631-nucleotide messenger RNA. It is a transcript of the gene NTRK1, whose product is annotated as neurotrophic receptor tyrosine kinase 1. The record is from RefSeq and is a predicted model, not a curated record. Gene Ontology annotation, molecular function: neurotrophin receptor activity; transmembrane receptor protein tyrosine kinase activity; ATP binding. NCBI's taxonomy places the organism in Eukaryota, Metazoa, Chordata, Amphibia, Anura, Pelobatidae. The transcript is spliced from 17 exons. Gene Ontology annotation, biological process: protein phosphorylation; regulation of phosphatidylinositol 3-kinase/protein kinase B signal transduction; cell surface receptor protein tyrosine kinase signaling pathway. Bases 35 to 2407 code for a protein of 790 amino acids. Gene Ontology annotation, cellular component: axon; signaling receptor complex; plasma membrane.